Molecule: messenger RNA, 842 nt
Organism: Hypomesus transpacificus
Lineage: Eukaryota; Metazoa; Chordata; Actinopteri; Osmeriformes; Osmeridae
Product: COX8 domain-containing protein
Exons: 2
Coding region: 196-510 (104 amino acids)
Biological process (GO): mitochondrial electron transport, cytochrome c to oxygen
Cellular component (GO): mitochondrion
Source: RefSeq, a predicted model, not a curated record
UUCAUGAUUUGCUUAGCGACAGAAGAGAAGGUUGAGGGACAAGUGACCCCCCCCCCCUUACUACUGCCAAAAUCAUCUCCCAGGCUCCUCCCUGUUAAUGGGCUGGUUUGGAUUUCUUCUUUUAGGUCGUUGUGUCUGUUUCUCAGGAUGUGGGGAGUCUUUCAGGCACUCUUGAGAUCAGAACUUAAGAGCUGAAUGCACCUUAUCCCACACCCCAUCCCUCACAUACACACACACACACACACACACUCACCAGACAGACCCGACACCAGCAUCAGGAUGUUGGUUAUUCUGAGAGCAAGCUCCCCAACUUCAGCCUUGAUCCGGACAAAGAGGGUCCUGCAGGAGAUGAGGUCCAACAUCUACAGCAAGCCGCCCAAAAACAAGAUUGGACCAGGGCAAAGCUUCUUCAUCAUGUCAGUGUUUGCUGUCGCCAUGCUGGUGCCGGCUGGCUGGAUCAUGCAUCACCUCCCAGAGUACCGUCAAAGACCACCUCCUCCUGAACCAUGAAGGCCCCUUAGCUUGCUUACACACACCAUCCACAGGCCACACGGCUGGACCUCAUGUAUGAGCCACCAUGCACCAUCAGUCCACCCUCCUCUGUAGUUUGUAACAGCAAGCAAAAAACAGCCCAAAACUCAACACAUUAGCCACUAGCUCUCACUUAAAUGAUGAGAGACCAAUAACGAGAUUAUUUUAUCUGUAUGUGAAUGUUCUUAUAGCAUGGUGUCAAAUACAUCUGAAAAAUAAGGCCCCCUAUGUCGCUGCAGCAUCCGUAUGCAAUGACACGUUUGUAAAACUGUCAACUCACUGGCAUGAUCAAUAAAUGAAAGUAGUGUUGG